Myotis lucifugus (little brown bat) is the source of this 1632-nucleotide messenger RNA. RefSeq names its product solute carrier family 35 member F1 (gene SLC35F1). Gene Ontology annotation, molecular function: transmembrane transporter activity. Bases 4 to 1053 code for a protein of 349 amino acids. Gene Ontology annotation, biological process: transmembrane transport. Gene Ontology annotation, cellular component: membrane. Lineage: Eukaryota; Metazoa; Chordata; Mammalia; Chiroptera; Vespertilionidae. The record is from RefSeq and is a predicted model, not a curated record. The transcript is spliced from 8 exons.
GAGAUGUUAAUCUCUGUGGCUCUAGGCCAGGUGUUGUCCCUCCUUAUUUGUGGAAUUGGCUUGACCAGCAAGUACUUGUCCGAAGAUUUCCAUGCCAACACACCAGUCUUCCAGAGUUUCCUCAAUUACAUUCUUCUCUUCCUGGUCUAUACCACCACGCUGGCUGUCAGACAAGGAGAAGAAAACCUCCUGGCAAUUUUACGACGAAGAUGGUGGAAAUAUAUGAUGCUGGGACUCAUCGACCUGGAGGCGAAUUACCUGGUGGUCAAGGCCUACCAGUACACGACUCUGACCAGUAUCCAGCUCCUGGACUGUUUCGUGAUCCCGGUGGUGAUUUUACUCUCCUGGUUCUUCCUGCUGAUCCGGUACAAGGCUGUACAUUUCAUCGGCAUCGUGGUCUGCAUCCUGGGGAUGGGCUGCAUGGUGGGAGCAGACGUGCUUGUGGGAAGGCAUCAGGGAGCAGGGGAAAAUAAGCUGGUAGGGGACCUUCUGGUCUUAGCAGGAGCCACACUCUAUGGUAUCUCUAACGUCUGGGAAGAGUACAUCAUCCGAACCCUGAGCCGAGUGGAAUUCCUGGGCAUGAUCGGACUCUUCGGGGCAUUUUUCAGUGGAAUUCAAUUAGCUAUAAUGGAGCACAAGGAGCUGUUAAAGGUGCCCUGGGAUUGGCAAAUAGGCCUGCUCUACGUUGGCUUCAGUGCCUGCAUGUUUGGCCUCUACAGCUUCAUGCCGAUCGUCAUAAAGAAAACCAGCGCCACUUCGGUCAACCUCUCCCUGCUCACAGCAGAUUUGUACAGCCUGUUCUGUGGAUUGUUUCUCUUCAACUACAAGUUUUCAGGACUUUAUCUCCUGUCCUUCUUCACCAUCCUCAUCGGGCUGGUGCUCUACUCCUCCACCUCCACGUACAUAGCCCAGGACCCCCGGGUGUACAAGCAGUUCCGCAAUCCUUCGGGACCUGUCGUGGACUUACCGGCCACAGCUCAGGUGGAGCCUUCGGUCACCUACACCAGCCUGGGCCAGGAGACCGAAGAGGAGCCCCACGUCCGUGUGGCCUAGGAUGAGGCCCUCCCCCACCCACUGAGCACAACUCAGUGGCCACGUGUUCGCCCAUCAUCUCUGUAUUGUACAUAGAGAAAGUAGACACCAGCAACAAGUUCAGCUUUUCAAUGCAUCACCCCACCCUCCUCCAUGAAUGAGACUAGCAGUUUGUAUAGCAUUUGAUUGGACAAGCAAACCACAGCUUUCCUGAACCCCACACAGAGACGAGUGGAGGUUCUCACUGCCUCAAUGGAAACUUGCACUGGGGACGGAGCUUGCCUUGGUCACGCCUUCUCACAUCUUCAAACUCUGAAAUUCACAACCGGGUAGGCCAAGCAGUAGAAAACUUCGCACCACUGUGUCCCAUGAAAAUGUUCCUAUGUUUAGUUUAGAUAUUGCUAACGUGUGCUAUUAACCUUUUGAGAAGCGUGUAGUAUUGUUUGUUUUGCGUUUGUUAUGAUUUAUAACCACUUAGUAGUCCCCAGCUAGCUACCAGUACAGACUUUACCCCAUGGGUAGGAUUCUAUUGUCAAGCCACAUAACAAAGCACACUAACCCAGACACUGCAAAUGGAAAAUAUGAACCAAAAAAAAAAAA